AUGAAGCCUAGAGCGUCAAACAAAAGCGAUCAAAAAGAUCGUAUUGGAAACGAGGAUGUGCGAAAUGCAGCUCAAAAUCCAUUUCUUGAUAAUAACGCAUGGAACGAGGGUAAUUACAAUCCUCCGCCUAUAGGAAGCUCUGAUAUUGAUCGUGUUGCUGAAUCGGACUACCGCGGAUAUUACUCUAGACACCAACAAGGGGCAGCACAGAGCAGUAGAACUGGGCCUCAAGUUCCUCAACAGAACUCAGGAAUCAGUGCAGGGCAAAUUGUGCCGCCAAGCAGGCAUCCUAAGAGACAGCAACCACAGCAUUCCGGUCGUUCUAUGACCUCUAUGCCAGGGGUUGCUUACGAUAGGUAUCCAGUUAGUUCGAGGGUUACAUCUAUGGUUGGUAUGAGCCAAGCGCUAGGUAUUAACGGUGGCGAAAGACAUGGUGCUCAUCAUGGCCAGGGAACAGCCUCGGGUUCGUCGGGAUCUGAGGACGUAUCGAUGCUUUCGUUAGAAUCUUCCAAUCCAUUUAUUGGUGAUCAUGAUUUUUCUCCUUUCGGAGGCUACCCAGCGUCCUCUUUUCCGUUAUUGCUCAGCGAGAAAGAGGACGACGACUACUUGCAUAAUCCAGAUCCUGAAGAGGAGGCGCGUUUGGACAAAAGGCGGUUUCUGUUGGACUUUAAGCAUAUGGACCAUCGUUCCGCUGGAGGCUUAGCGGGUUUAUGUGCAAUGUUUUUGGGCGCUAUUGUCGUUUUUAUCGUUAUACCUGUUCUAACUUAUACAGGUGCUGUCGAUCAUGGUAAGGCAAAUUUGGCGGAGCUGCUUACCGAGUAUGAAUACCCUCAACUGUCUGCCAUAAGGAUGGCUCUAGUUGAUCCCGAUACUCCUGCUAAUGCAAAUAAAUGGAAGGCCCUCGAUGGUAGUGAUUGGGAAUUGGUCUUUAGCGACGAAUUUAACGCUAUUGGUAGGACUUUCUAUGACGGUGAUGACCAAUUUUGGACCGCGGCGGAUAUGCACUAUGACGCUACAAAGGAUUUAGAAUGGUAUUCCCCUGAUGCAGCUACAACUACCGAUGGUGUAUUAAAGCUAAGGUUGGAUGCAUACAAAACCCACGAUCUAUACUACAGGUCAGGUAUGUUGCAAUCCUGGAACAAGCUAUGUUUUACCCAGGGUGCCAUAGAGAUUUCAGCCAACCUUCCCGGUUAUGGUAUAUUUCAAGGUGUUUGGCCAGGUUUGUGGACAUUAGGUAAUUUGGCUAGACCAGGUUAUUUGGCCAGUGCCGAAGGUGUGUGGCCAUAUUCCUACGAGUCUUGUGAUGCAGGUAUUACUCCUAACCAGUCGUCUACUGAUGGUAUUUCUUAUUUGCCAGGCCAAAGAUUAAGUGCUUGUACCUGUGAUGGUGAAGAUCAUCCUAAUCAAGGUGUUGGUAGAGGUGCUCCUGAAAUUGAUAUUCUCGAAGGAACUGUCGAUGCAAAACUUGGGAUUGGUGUUGUCUCGCAGUCAUUGCAAGUUGCACCAUUUGACGUUUGGUACAUUCCAGAUUAUGAGUUCAUUGAGAUUUACAACAUAUCUAUUACCCAGAUGAACACAUAUUGUGGAGGUCCUUUCCAACAGGCUGUUUCUGCUGUGUCUACUUUGAACCCAGAUUGGUAUGAAUUUGGUCCAACUGCCGGUCUGUACCAAUCAUACGCUUUCGAAUAUUUGAACGAUAAGGAUAAUGGUUAUAUCUCUUGGUUAGUGGGUAGAGAAAGAACGCACACAAUGUACUCUACAGCUUUACAUCCAAACGGUAAUGUCGAUUGGAGACCAAUUAGUAAAGAGCCCAUGUCAAUUAUUAUGAAUUUGGGUUUCUCUACAAACUGGGUGUAUAUUGAUUGGACACACCUUUACUUCCCUAUGGUUAUGUCGGUUGAUUACGUCAGGAUAUAUCAACCUCCAGGCGCUAAGAGUAUCACUUGUGAUCCACCUGACCACCCAACAUACCAAUACAUUCAAGAUCAUUUGAACGCGUAUACGAAUGCAAAUCUGACAUCUUGGGCAGAUGCUGGUUACACUUUCCCAAAGAAUAUACUAACCGGCAAAUGUGUGUCAUCAAAAUUUAAGAAGAAUAAUUAA
Molecule: messenger RNA, 2103 nt
Organism: Eremothecium sinecaudum
Lineage: Eukaryota; Fungi; Ascomycota; Saccharomycetes; Saccharomycetales; Saccharomycetaceae
Gene: KRE6
Product: beta-glucan synthesis-associated protein KRE6
Exons: 1
Coding region: 1-2103 (700 amino acids)
Biological process (GO): (1->6)-beta-D-glucan biosynthetic process; fungal-type cell wall organization
Cellular component (GO): endoplasmic reticulum membrane; plasma membrane
Molecular function (GO): glucosidase activity
Source: RefSeq, a predicted model, not a curated record